Alligator mississippiensis (American alligator) is the source of this 3152-nucleotide messenger RNA. Its product is annotated as acyl-coenzyme A thioesterase THEM4. Gene Ontology annotation, cellular component: mitochondrial matrix. NCBI's taxonomy places the organism in Eukaryota, Metazoa, Chordata, Crocodylia, Alligatoridae. The record is from RefSeq and is a predicted model, not a curated record. The transcript is spliced from 5 exons. The coding region runs from base 144 to 1007 and encodes 287 amino acids. Gene Ontology annotation, biological process: long-chain fatty-acyl-CoA metabolic process; cardiolipin acyl-chain remodeling.
GUCCUUCCCGGGCCGCAGGAGGGCCAGGGAGGCAUCAAAAUCUUUACUGUGGUUGAACAACGAAGUUUAAAUGCCAAACCGGCUAAAAUCCAGCGUGUUUCGGGGAUGUAUUUGGUCGCCGUGUUGGUCUGAGAUGGAAAGAAAUGCAAAGCUCGAGAGCGGUUGGUUUAAGGAUGAUUAGACCCGCUAAGAAACCUAAAAAAAAUAGAUGUUUUUUUAUUUGUGAUUUCUUAGCGGGUCUAAUACAAGGUGUUGUCUCUGAACCGAGAGCUGUGGAGUUUUUGCAUUUCUCCUCUGUUGAGUCAAGCUCUCCUGAUGCAGCUCAAAGCCGGAGCUGGACCAUGCCGGCCCCGUGGACCUGGCUGCGUCCCCUCCCUCUGCCAUGCUCAGCAGGGUUGGGUCGAAGGCUCCGCAACUCCGUGCUGGGAGCCGUGUGGAGGAGUCGCGUGGCCCUGGCAUGGGAGCUGAGGCACAGCUUGGUCCCCUGUCCUGGGCCAAAGGCUGUCCUUGGAGAGUCCCGGCCAGCUGCUGCAUGUUGUCUGCUCCGGAUGUCUGUGACCCAGUUCUCCCAGGCUGGGUGGUUGAAGGACUAUGCCCUGCCCAAUGCUAGCUGGAGCCAGGACAUGCUGAACCUGUAUAACAAGUUUGUGGAGAAGAGCAAGGACGGGACGUGGAAAAGGAUCCCAUCCUAUCGGCACAUCAUAGCCCUAACAAACUCGAUAAAGCUGGAAGCUGAGAAGCCUCGGCAGGACACCCGCAUCUUCCUCCGGAACCUGGAUGGGGAAGGGCUGGGCUUCGAGUAUGUGAUGUUCUUCAACCCCGCUGAGAAGAGGGUGGUGACCGUGUACCAGCCAGGCCCCUACCUGGAGGGGUAUGAUGGGUUCACCCAUGGAGGCUCCACGGCCACCAUGAUAGACACUACCUGUGGGAUCUGUUCCAUCUUUCUUGCUGGGAAGUCGAUGACAGCCAGCCUCAGCAUCAACUUCAAGAUCUUGAGCAGAAGUUAGUGCCCUGGGGUCCUGCCCCAGGUCUACGUCAAUCACAGUCUGAAAGAGCCCGCAUCUCACCCUGCUCUGUUGGGAGCCUGGCCCUGUGAUGCAGUUCCUCUCCGAUCUUCCCUUUCAGCCAGCCUGAGAUAUCCAGGGGUCAUAAAAAAACCCUGUACUGCUCCCUUACAGUGCAGAGGACAACUAAACAGGCAGUAUGUGGCACUGCAGAUAUGGCCUGCUUGUGCUUGUAUAUGAAACUUGCUUCAGAAUGGGGCUCAAAGAGGUUUAUACCAGGGAUGCUCAGCCCACAGACCAGAUCCAAUCCAUGAAGCCAUGUUGUCUCUCCUGCUGUUACCAGACUUAAUAUUAGACGUCAGAUAGUGGCACUGAAAUCAUAAAAUACUUAGACAAGAACAGUCCAUUCUCUGAAGAGAGGAUUUAUGGAGUACAGCAAUUCAAAACGUCAAGCACAUGACAAAGGACAGAAGAAAAAUUUUGUCUAGGCUCAGACCCAGCCCAGUGAGACACAGCUGAGCCUAACUGAAAAUGUACCAUAAUAAAACAAAAAGACACCAGAAAGCCUUGCAUAGGUUUUGCAUGAUCCUAAGGGCAGAGUGUCUCCUAAUGCAGCCCUGCUUGCUGCCAGGUAUUCAGGAAGUCCUUCUGGGGGAUCCACAGGUCUUCUGGGCAGGUGAGGAGGAGAUCCCACAGGCCUCAUCUGUGCCUGGGUUUUUAUAGGCCAUCUGCAUCCCAACACUGGGAGGGAGUGGUGGGGCAGCCAUAAGUGGGAUGGUGCAUGCACAAGCUGGGCCCUGGGCAGUGCCCGGAGUGGCACACAUGCGGUGCCCAGUGCAGCAGCCCCACCUUACAACUAAAUGAAGCUGAUGCUUCCUCAUGCUGCAGCCUGGCCCCACUUCAAGAGAAGUGCCUGCCGGCAGCUUCUGCCAGCAUCCACUCAGUAACCAUCAUGAACCCCUGAUGCCCAGGAGCUGGAGAGGAGUCCAGGAGAGCUGGUUGUACUUUAAAGAAACCUUACUGAGGUCACAGGAACAAACCACCCCCAUGGGCAGGAAGACUAGCAAGUAAGACAGAAGUCCAGUUUGGCUUCACAUAAAACUCAUCAGUAAGCUAAAUCACAAAUUUGGAUCUUAUAAAAAAUGGAAACUUGAACAAAUAACUUGGGAGGAGUAUAAGAGUAUCGCUUGAGAUGCAGGGAUGAAAUCAAGAAGGCCAAGUACAGUUGGAGUCACAGCUAGCAAGGGAUGUGAAGGAAACAAGAAGGGUUUCUACAAGUAUGUCAGCAAUAAGAAGGUGGUCAGGGAAAGUGUGGGUCCUUUACUGAAUGGGAGAAGCAACCUAGAGACAGAUGAUGUGCAAGAGGCUGAAGUGCUUAAUGCCUUUUUUACCUCAGUCUUCACAGGCAAGGUCAGCUCCCAGACUAAUGCACCAGGCAGCACAGUUUGGGGAGAAGGGGAGCAGCCCUCAGUGAUGAAAGAACAGGUUAGGGACUAUUUAGAAAAGCUGGAUGUGUAGAAGUCCAUGGGGCCAGAUGGGAUACACCCAAGGGUGCUGAGGGGGUUGGCUGAUGUGAUUGCAGAGCCGCUGGCCAUUAUCUUUGAAAACUCAUGGUGUUUGGGAGAGGUCCCGGAUGAUUGGAAAAGGUGAAUAUAGUGGCCAUCUUUAAGAAAGAGAAGAGGAUUUAGGAACCUACUAUAGCCUCACCUCAGUCCUUCGAAAAAUCAUGGAGCUGAUCCUCAAGGAAUCCAUUUCUAAGCACCUGGAGAAGAAGAAAGUGAUCAUGAACAGUCAGCAUGGAUUCACCAGGGGCAAGUCAUGCCUGACCAACCUGACUACUGCUCUGCCAUGCAGAUGAGGGCAGUAAUGAGCCUGACUCCCUAGACACUCAACUGAGCUGGGGAGAGCAUGUUGCAGGAGAACAGCUCCAGGGUGGGAGCUUUGGCUUAGACGUUCCCUGCUCUUGGAGUCUUAGAAUUUAAACUGAGACUCUGUUUUCAAGUUGAAGCCCAACUUAAUCAGAUCUCCUCUGGGAAGCCUUGAUUCGGGUCAGCAGCCUGUGAUGUGCAGCCACUUCUGGGGUGGAACACAGCUGGUGCUGGGCAGUUUGCAUGAGGCAGGGAGUGGUGUCCUGCUGAGGUCUGACUG